AACUCGUGUCAACACGUAGGCGAGCCGAAAAUUUAUUUGUAAAUUUUCAGCUAAAGCAAGCCUCGCAGCUGCUAAAAAUUAAUAGAAAAGUAAAUUUUAAGCGGUCGAAUAUUGAAUUGCAAUUAAGUGAACAUGGCGCGUUACACGCAACGUCCGGAAAAUGCUCUGAAAAGAGCCAAUGAAUUUAUUGAGGUGGGCAAACCUUUGCGGGCCUUGGAUACUCUGCAGGAAGUGUUCCGGAACAAGAGAUGGAACUAUGCUUACUCGGAGACGGUCAUUGAGCCGCUUAUGUUCAAGUAUUUGUACUUGUGUGUGGAGCUCAAGAAAUCGCACAUAGCCAAGGAGGGUCUCUUUCAGUACCGCAACAUGUUCCAGCUGGUGAACGUCAAUUCGCUGGAGAAUGUGAUCCGUGGCUACCUCAAGAUGGCCGAGGAGCACACUGAGGCUGCCCAGGCCCAGUCAUCGGCUGCUGUUGCAGUCCUCGAGCUGGACGAUUUGGACAAUAUCGCAACGCCAGAGAGCAUUUUAAUGAGUGCUGUGUGCGGUGAAGAUGCCCAGGAUCGUUCAGAUCGCACCAUUCUCUUGCCCUGGGUCAAGUUUUUGUGGGAGUCUUAUUGCCAGUGUCUGGAGUUGCUGCGUGUAAACACUCACUGCGAGACUUUAUACCAUGAUAUUGCUCGCAUGGCCUUUCAGUUCUGCUUGAAGUACAACCGCAAGAGUGAAUUCCGUCGUCUGUGCGACAAGCUUCGCAAACAUCUGGAGGACAUCUGCAAGAGCAGCAACCAGACCACGGGCGUGUCUAUUAACAAGGUUGAGACCCAGCAGCUCUGCCUGGAUACUAGGCUCUAUCUGUUGGACUCAGCCAUUCAAAUGGAGCUAUGGCAGGAAGCCUACAAGGCCAUCGAGGAUAUUCACGGUCUGAUGGCUCUCUCCAAGAAGACGCCCGUGCCCAAGACCAUGGCAAACUAUUACCAAAAACUUGCAAUGGUCUUCAGCAAGGCUGGCAACCAACUGUUCCAUGCAGCUGCUUUGCUCAAGUUGUUCCAACUAACACGCGAAUUGAAGAAGAAUCUGACAAAGGAUGAUCUGCAGCGGAUGGCCGCUCAUGUUCUGUUGGCCACUCUAUCGAUCCCGUUGCCAUCGGCUCAUCCGGAAUUCGAUCGGUUCAUAGAGGCCGACAAGAGUCCUUUGGAGAAAGCCCAAAAGCUGGCUAUUCUGCUGGGUCUGCCCCAGCCACCGACUCGAGUGUCCCUCAUUCGUGAAGUUGUGCGUCUAAAUGUACCCCAGCUCGUAUCGGAGGACUUCCGCAACCUGUACAACUGGCUGGAGGUUGACUUCAACCCACUGAAUCUCUGCCAGCGCAUUCAGUCCGUCGUGGACACCAUUGAGAGCGGACCAGCUGAAACAUCACUUCUAACUCCGUACAUCCAGUCUUUGAAAGAUGUGACUAUAAUGCGGCUAAUUCGCCAAAUCUCUCAAGUCUAUGAGAGUAUCGAGUUCAAGCGGCUGCUGGAACUGGCAUCCUUCUGCAACGUGUUCGAGUUGGAAAAGCUUUUGGUGGAGUCGGUGCGCCACAAUGACAUGCAGAUUCGUAUCGAUCACCAGAAACAUUGCAUCUACUUCGGCACUGAUCUCACCGAGAGCCAGCGUGAGUAUCGUCCGGAUGGUCCGACCCUGCAGUCAAUGCCCUCCGAGCAGAUCCGCUCCCAGCUGGUUAACAUGUCUACUGUGUUGACUCGUGCCGUCUCCAUUGUGUAUCCCGACCGGGAGCGCGAGCAGCGAGCCAAGUUGCGCACCCAGAUGGUACACCAUUAUCAUGAAAUCAAGGAUCGGGAGCACCAGCGCAUUCUUCAGCGUCAGAAAAUUAUCGAGGACCGCAAGGAGUUUAUUGAGAAGCAAAACAAUGCACGCGAGGAGGAGGAGGCCCGUCGCCAGGAGGAGGAGUCGCGCAAAGCCAAACUGGCCGAGCAGAAACGUCUGGAGCAGGAACAGGAGGAGCGCGAACGAAAACGCCACCAGAACGAGAUUCAGGCUAUUCGCGAGAAGAGUCUCAAGGAGAAGGUGCAACAGAUUUCCCAGACAGCCCAUGGCAAAAAGAUGCUCUCCAAGCUCGACGAGGAGGGAAUCAAGAAACUCGAUGCGGAGCAGAUUGCCAAGCGCGAGAACGAAGAGUUGCAGCGCGAAGCGAAGGAAUUGCAGUCCAAGCUCAAAUCGCAAGAGAAGAAAAUCGACUACUUCGAACGGGCCAAACGCCUGGAAGAGAUUCCACUUUUCGAGAAGUAUCUGACCGAGAAGCAAGUGAAGGACAAGGAGUUCUGGGAAGCCACGGAGCAGACGCGUAUCGAGAAUGCCAUAACCGAGCGGAAGGAUGCGGUUAGCCAGCAGGAACGUCUGAAGCGUAUGUAUCCAGAUCGAGAUGAGUAUCUGGAGGCACUUAAAAAGGAACGCGCCUCGCUAUAUUUGGAAAAGGUUGAGAAAUUCGAAAUCGCCUUGGAAGUAGAGCGGAAGAAGCGUUUGGCCGAUCGUGUAAUCCGUCGCCGCGAGGAACGUCGUCAGGCUCACUUGCGCGAAAAGGAAGAGGAGCGUCUCCGCAAAGAGGAGGAAAUUCGUAUGGCCCAGGCAGCUGAAGAACGAGCUGCUGCUGAGGCCCGGCGUCUGGAGCGCGAAGCUGAGGACGAGAAGCGUCGUGCUCAGUACGAGAAACAGCGCGCAAAGGAGGAGGAGGCCGAGCGCAAGAUCAAGGAAGAUCGGGAUCGUCUGGCCCGUGAGGUGGCCGUUGAACGUGAGCGUAGCGACAAGGAACGCGAUACUUGGCGUCCUCGUGGUGAUCGUCCAGAAGGACGACCCAGCGCCGCUGCUGGAGGAGGCGGAGCCAGCGAAUGGCGUAGGCCCGCUCCAACAGCCGAUCGUGCCGACCGUGACCGUGGAGCUGAUCGUGACCGUGGUGCAGAUCGUGAUCGUGGAGCUGAUCGUGAUCGUGGUGCAGAUCGUGAACGUGGAGCAGAUCGUGACCGCAAAGACAACGAAGCUGGUGGUGCCUCCGAUUCUUGGCGCGUACGCCGCGAGCCCGAUUCUCAGCGUAAUGCUGCACCCAAGGAUGGUGGCGGCAGCUCUGGUGGAGCUCAACCUUCCCGCGAUGACAAAUGGCGUCGUGGUGGCGAUCGGGAGCGGGAUCGCGACUUCCGGAAUGAUGGACAGGGCCCACGCCGUGGAGGAGACCGUGAGGACGAUCGCGAUCGUGGUGGUUUCCGCCGCAACGAUGGUCCACGUCGUAAUGAGGAACAGCAGCGCGAAACCGGCGGCAAUUGGCGCGACGCUCCACGUCAAAGUGACAACCGUGACAACCGUCGUCCUGCCGGCGGCGAUAGACGUGACCGAGAUCGUGACGUACGCGGAGCUGGUCCUAAGGAAGGUGGCGGCGGCGGUGGUGGCAAUUGGCGCACAGCUCCCGCCCCUCGGGACGAGAAACCUACCACCAAGCAGCGAGAUCAGCCCCAGGACAAAGAAAACAAGGCCGGCGAUGAUGGCGAAUGGACUAGCGUGAAGCGCCGUUAAAUAUGCCAAGUAAUCUGUAGAGUUAUCCCGCAUUUUCGUACUGCAGAAAUCUAUAAAGGAAACAAAUUUAUUCUAUUCUUUUUUUUUAUUUUUUAUCUUGAACAAGUUAAAUGUUUUUAUGUCAGCCAAUUGGAAAUUUGAUAACAAGUCACGCGUAUAGUCAUUAAAAUCGGCUGCAUCCAGUAAAAGGCUUAUUCAAACAUCAUAAUAAGAACGGAAUUUAUAAUUGUUAUUCUAACAAGAUCAAAUAAUAAAAUAUAAUCGUAAUUUCAAAUUCAA
Drosophila willistoni is the source of this 3834-nucleotide messenger RNA. It is a transcript of the gene eIF3a, whose product is annotated as eukaryotic translation initiation factor 3 subunit A. Gene Ontology annotation, molecular function: mRNA binding; translation initiation factor activity. Gene Ontology annotation, cellular component: multi-eIF complex; eukaryotic translation initiation factor 3 complex, eIF3m; eukaryotic translation initiation factor 3 complex, eIF3e. The coding region runs from base 133 to 3555 and encodes 1140 amino acids. The record is from RefSeq and is a predicted model, not a curated record. The transcript is spliced from 3 exons. Gene Ontology annotation, biological process: formation of cytoplasmic translation initiation complex; translation reinitiation. Lineage: Eukaryota; Metazoa; Arthropoda; Insecta; Diptera; Drosophilidae.